GAUAUAAACGAAGCACUUGGUAUUAGUGGGAGGAGCUGCUACCGCUGGCGAUGGAUAUUCGAGGAGUUCGGUGCUGUCACGAGGCCUCUAUCUCCAGUCACCGGCCGUACUCGAACAAUUACACGUGCACUGUUGACUGCAGUUGAAGAUAUCUUUGCUGUAGAUUCCGACCUCUUCCUUGACGAGGUCUGCACAUGGCUUGCACUCAGGCACGAUAUCAUUGUCAGUACUUCCACCCUAUCGCGCAACCUCAAAGAAGCUGGUCUCACACACAAGACCCUUCGAAAACUUGCUUCCGAACGUGAC
Molecule: messenger RNA, 306 nt
Organism: Suillus paluster
Lineage: Eukaryota; Fungi; Basidiomycota; Agaricomycetes; Boletales; Suillaceae
Exons: 1
Source: RefSeq, a predicted model, not a curated record